CCCAACACUAUCUGGUUCAUUUCAACACUUGUUCAUCCCCUUAUCCUUAAACCCUCCUCCAUUAAAAUGCUUCCAAAAACCUUGUCAAUCUUCUCCUCUCUCCCCUCUCUUCCUCGUCAUUUCCAAAACCCCUUCUCAAAUUCACACCUCCAUUUCAAUCCCCACCUUCCCAAAUUCUCUCUCAUCAAAUGCAGAGCAGCAGCAGCACCAAAUUCAGACCCACAAAUCCAUGUAAAUCCCCAAAACGCUCCGACCCAUAUUCCGGGUUCGGGUUCUGAAGAUGAGGGCGCUGGAGCAGCUGCUCCGACCCGGGGGCAGAUCUUCCUGGAGCACCAUCAAGCUAAGGAGGCUUCAAAAAUGGUUAUUGCAGCCAAUAAGAAGAAGAGGAAGAAGAAAGAGAAGCUAUCUGGGUCGAUUAAGACAUUGAGUUCAGUUGAUUGUUGUUAUGGGUGUGGAGCUCCAUUGCAGAUUCAGGAAGUUGAUGCUCCGGGUUUUGUUGAUCCGGAUACCUAUGAGCUGAAAAAGAAGCAUCGCCAGCUCAAAACUGUUAUUUGUGGGAGGUGUCGUCUUCUUUCACAUGGACAUAUGAUAACUGCUGUUGGUGGACAUGGAGGUUAUGCUGGAGGAAAGCAAUUUGUUACCGCUGAGGAGCUACGUGAUAAGCUCUCUCACUUGCGCCAUGAGAAAGCAUUGAUUGUUAAACUGGUGGACAUUGUUGACUUCAAUGGUAGUUUCUUGUCUCGUGUGCGUGAUCUUAUAGGUGCAAAUCCAAUAAUAUUGGUUGUUACUAAGAUUGAUCUCCUUCCGAAAGGGACUGACAUGAAUUGCGUUGGUGAUUGGAUAGUUGAGGCUACUACCAAGAAAAAACUCAAUGUCUUGAGUGUUCACUUAACAAGUGCAAAAUCCUUGGUCGGAAUAGCUGGAGUUGUUGCGGAAAUUCAGGAGGAGAAAAAGGGACGGGAUGUAUACAUCAUGGGUACAGCUAAUGUCGGGAAAUCAGCAUUUAUUAAUUCUUUACUAAUGAUGAUGGGGGAAAAAGAUCCAGUGGCUGCAGCAGCUCAAAAAUAUAAGCCCAUUCAAUCUGCUGUUCCAGGAACUACCUUGGGUCCUAUUCCCAUUGAUGCCUUCUUUAGUGGAGGGAAACUAUACGAUACCCCUGGAGUGCAUCUCCACCAUAGACAAGGAGCUGUUGUUCCCACGGACGAUUUACCUUCCCUUGCCCCUCGGAGUCGGCUAAAGGGUCGAUCAUUUCCUAGUGACAGAGAAACCAUCUCAGGUUCCCGUGGAAUGGAGGGUUUCUCAAUUUUCUGGGGUGGUCUUGUCAGAGUUGAUAUUUUAAAGGUUCUCCCUUUUACAAGGUUGACCUUCUAUGGACCAAAGGCCUUGCCGAUACACAUGGUGCCUACAGCAGAAGCUGACGAAUUUUACAAGAAAGAAAUAGGACUUCAACUUACACCUCCAACGGGAAAGCAAAGAGCGGAAACCUGGAAUGGACUCGAAGCUGAGCGCAUGUUGCAGUUAAGAUUUGAUGACCCAGAUAGACCGUCUUCUGAUAUAGCAAUUUCGGGUUUGGGGUGGAUUGCUAUUGAACCAAUCAGCAAAGAGCUCAGUACACCAGAUGCAAUUCCCGAACUUCAUGAUAACGAACUACAUUUUAAGGUACACGUUCCAAAACCUGUAGAAAUUUUUGUUCGGUCUCCUCUACCCGUGGGGAAGGCAGGAAGCGAGUGGUAUCAAUAUCGGGAUCUAACAGAAGAGGAAGAAGAAAUUAGACCUAAGUGGCAUUACUAAAUAUAGAAAGUUGUAACUUGUAUCAUUGUAUGGAUUACAAGGGACAAUAUACUUACUAAAUAUAGGAAGUUGUAAGGAUUACAAGUGAAGUUACCCUUUCUGAUGUUUUUGUGUUUUUUCUUACCCGGAAAUAGGGAGUGUAAUAUUAGGUGUAACAUAAGGUGAAGAGUGUAGUAAAUUUUGUAGAGGAUGUAUAAGCUGUUCUUUAGUUUCAUAGAAGAGUUUUGUAUAUAUACAUCUUUUGUACGAAUUGUAUCUAUUUCGAAAAGUGAAAAUAGGAGUGGAAAAAUAGAGUCGAAAUAAUUCCGAGUUUCA
Spinacia oleracea (spinach) is the source of this 2106-nucleotide messenger RNA. Its product is annotated as putative nitric oxide synthase. Bases 67 to 1791 code for a protein of 574 amino acids. NCBI's taxonomy places the organism in Eukaryota, Viridiplantae, Streptophyta, Magnoliopsida, Caryophyllales, Amaranthaceae. The transcript is spliced from 13 exons. The record is from RefSeq and is a predicted model, not a curated record. Gene Ontology annotation, molecular function: GTPase activity; GTP binding.